AUGCUGCGCUGGGCUGCCAGCGACCCCGACCUCUCUGAGGUCUCUAUCCUUACUGCGGACUAUAUCGAGCUCCGCGCCAUCGCUCGUGGCUCUGGUAGUGCGGGUUCGGCCCGAAAGCGCUCCGCCCUCGCCAUGGCCGACCGCCCUGAGCCUGAGACUCCCACCAAGUCGAGGAAGACCGCCCCUGCUCCGCCCCGGCCUUAG
Emericellopsis cladophorae is the source of this 204-nucleotide messenger RNA. RefSeq lists its product as uncharacterized. The record is from RefSeq and is a predicted model, not a curated record. The coding region runs from base 1 to 204 and encodes 67 amino acids. The transcript has 2 exons. Lineage: Eukaryota; Fungi; Ascomycota; Sordariomycetes; Hypocreales; Bionectriaceae.